Messenger RNA from Pocillopora verrucosa, 408 nucleotides. NCBI's taxonomy places the organism in Eukaryota, Metazoa, Cnidaria, Anthozoa, Scleractinia, Pocilloporidae. The record is from RefSeq and is a predicted model, not a curated record.
AUGGCUUUGCAUCCGCACGAGUUUAGAGGAUUUUCUACUUGUUAUGUGCUGGAUUUAUUUUCGAAUUCAAUUUCCUAUUUACCCGCGAACGUGUUUGUAAACCAGAGAAACCUCGAAUAUCUGGGUUUGUCCGCGAAUUCUCUUAUCAAGUUAUCUGGUGGACUGUUCGCCAGCUUAAUAAGACUGAAAAUCUUGGAUUUGUCAUCAAAUGCUUUAAAGUCAUUACCGAGAAAAGUGUUUGCCAGCUUAAGAAACUUAGAAAAGCUGAAUUUGUCCUCAAACGCUUUAAUGUCUUUACAUAACACGACUUUUGCUAACGCAAAAAGCUUGCAGACUUUUGAAAAGGGAAGAUGCUUGAAGAAGGCUGUAAACAUUGGAAACUGUUAUUGCACUCACUUUGGUAUCUGA